UUGGCAGUGCCGGAUUGUAAAUUACAAGUUUUAUUCCACCUUUUGGGAUUCUUACACAUCCCCAUCUUAUCCGUCCAUCAGUCCAGUAUGUCGCGAUGAAGUUUCUGCGUUCCUCCGCCAGCUCCUCGAUCCGCAGCUCCCGAUGGUGUCGCCAUGCGUCCUCGAAUCCGCGCUACGACUACGACUUGGUGGUGCUCGGCGGCGGCUCGGCAGGAUUGGCCUGCGCCAAGGAGGCGGCGGACUGCGGCGCCCGAGUGCUGUUCGACUUUGUGAAGCCCACUCCAGCGGGCACCAAGUGGGGCAUCGGCGGCACCUGCGUGAACGUGGGCUGCAUCCCCAAGAAGCUGAUGCACCAGGCUUCGCUGCUGGGCGAGGCGGUCCACGAGGCGGUGGCCUACGGGUGGAACGUGGACGACCAGAACCUCCGGCCCGACUGGCGCAAGCUGGUGCGCUCCGUGCAGAACCACAUCAAGUCGGUCAACUGGGUGACCCGCGUGGACCUGCGCGACAAGAAGGUGGAGUGUAACUCAGUGGGCUCCUUCCUCGACAGCCACACCAUCGAGUACGUGGUCAGGCCCAACGAACGCCUCCAGGUGACCUCGGAGUUCGUGGUGGUGGCCGUGGGUGGACGACCCCGCUACCCGGACAUCCCCGGAGCCCUGGAGCUGGGCAUCACCAGCGACGACAUAUUCAGCUACGAGCGGGAGCCGGGUCGCACCCUGGUCGUGGGCGCAGGAUACGUGGGUCUCGAGUGCGCCUGCUUCCUCAAGGGCCUCGGCUACGAGCCCACCGUGAUGGUGCGCUCCAUUGUGCUGCGCGGCUUCGACCGCCAGAUGUCCGAGUUGCUGGCGGCCAUGAUGACCGAGCGGGGAAUCCCCUUUCUCGGCACCACCAUCCCCAAGUCCGUGGAGCGGCAGGAGGACGGACGGCUGCUGGUGCGGUACCACAACACCACCACCCAAACGGACGGCAGCGACGUCUUCGACACGGUGUUGUGGGCCAUCGGACGCAAGGGUCUCAUCGAGGACCUCAACCUGGCGGCCGCCGGAGUGAAGACCCACAACGAUAAGAUAGUGGACGCCGCAGAGGCCACCAGCGCACCCCACAUUUUUGCCGUGGGGGACAUUAUAUAUGGGCGGCCGGAGCUCACGCCGGUCGCCAUCCUGGCGGGACGCCUGCUGGCCAGGCGCCUCUUCGCCGGAUCCACGCAGCUGAUGGACUACGCCGACGUGGCCACCACUGUGUUCACGCCACUCGAGUACAGCUGUGUCGGAAUGUCCGAGGAAACGGCCAUCGAGCUGCGCGGAGCCGAGAACAUCGAGGUCUUUCACGGCUACUACAAGCCCACCGAGUUCUUCAUUCCACAGAAGAGCGUGCGCCACUGCUACCUGAAGGCCGUGGCCGAGAUUUCCGGCGACCAGAAAAUCCUGGGCCUGCACUACAUCGGCCCAGUGGCCGGCGAGGUCAUCCAGGGCUUCGCCGCUGCCCUCAAGUCGGGCCUGACUGUCAAGACCCUGCUGAACACUGUGGGGAUCCACCCCACCACCGCCGAAGAGUUCACGCGCCUCUCCAUCACCAAACGAUCUGGACGGGACCCCACUCCAGCUUCCUGCUGCAGUUAGUCCGGUGCUUACUUGUUAAGUGUUUUGUGGUAGUGAAUGAAGUACUACGUUUCCAGGCAUUUGUAAUUAUAGCGGGCAUCUGAUACCCAACACACUCAAGUAUGCCGUUUCUAGUUGUCUACUUAACAAAUUUAAUAACAAGGACUUAAAAAUGCAAAUAUCUUGCGAUGUAUAAUAAUAAGC
This is a messenger RNA of Drosophila suzukii, 1805 nucleotides long. Lineage: Eukaryota; Metazoa; Arthropoda; Insecta; Diptera; Drosophilidae. The record is from RefSeq and is a predicted model, not a curated record.